UAUCAUGUAUCCGUAUUGCAGGGGUAUAACGAGUGCAAGUGUUUAUCCGGAGUGUCGAUUCAAAUAACCGGCGACUAUCGGACAUAUUGUUUACCGUUGAUGUUUCCAAUUAACGGUGUCGAUCGUUUGACGGCUGGACCGUGAGUUGAGAGAGGUUAAAUGAGUACAGAUUUCCAGACUGUCCUAGCGCGUCGAAAUAUGUAGCGCAAACAUUUUUGCAAGUAAUGAUGUAUCACGUAUCCGUAUUUCAAGUGUAUAACGAGUGCAAAUGUUUACCCGGAGUGUCGAUUCAAAUAACCGGCGACUAUCGGACAUAUUGUUUACCGUUGAUAUUCGUGAUUAACAGCGUCAAUCGUCUGGCGACUGGACCGUAAGUUGAGAGAGGUUAAACGAGUACAGAUUUUGAUGCUACAGAUGUGUAGAAUAAACGAUUCCUACAAUUGUUGAAGAAAAUCAACACGCAAACACUUUUCAAUGAAUGCAAAAGUAUGUUAGGAGUGUAUCUUGUAAGAAUUCAAUUGAAUAACAUGUAGCUGUUUAACCUAUAUGACCGCUGAGUCAAUCGUUCGUCUCUCUCGCCCGCUCUUAAUCGUUGUUUAUCUCGCACACUCUGAGUAUGCGUACAAUAACAUAAAGUGCCAAAUAUGUGUGAAAUUAUAAUACUCAGAUACAAUUAUAUCCGUGAACGCGUUGUGGCGUAAAGUAUGUCUUAUGUAUCUCGCGUUUGUGUUGUAUGUAGUGCGGCGUAGUAAAUUUGCAAUGUGAAUCCGUGUGAUUUUUACGUAAAUCAAGUUUGUGAGUUAAUUUUUGUUUAAUAGUGUGUGUGUGUGUGUGCUUGUGUAAUUAAGUGCGGAUUUCUGAUAUUCAUCGAUUCUUCAAUGGAGUUGAUGCAGUCUAAAGUGGAGUCUGCAGCAGAAGUAAACUACAAUACUCUAGCUAGUAGAGCUGAAAGCAUACUUGGUUAGAGUACAACGACCGAAUGUUGCAGACCAUUGUGAACACCACAGACUGCCGUAAAGCAUCCCUGAAGCAUCGCACCGAUGAAGAACGUUUGCUUUCAUCAUCUAAAAGCCUACUCGAAUUCAUCCCGCAAUCGCGGGAUAACGACGCAUCGCACCGGCCGAGAGCUGUCCAAUUAGCCAAAGUGAUGAUCAUUCGGCGUCACUCGACGCUGCACCUGCGCCGUCUAUCGCAACCAAGAAGGAUCCGCGGCUGCUGGCCGCGUGCAAGCUGUGUGCUGUGUACCGCUCGCGCACGUCGCGCACCACGCCUGCCGAGAAAGAGAAUUGUGUUCGCCUGCUUAGCAGUGGCGACGGCGCGCGCCGGAAUCGCCCAUGGUGGUGGUCUGGCCAUCACCGGACACGGACGUCUGGGUGGUGCCGGUUUGACCGGUGGACUCGCCGCUGGUGCUGGAACCGCCGCCUCCCUCCAGGGUGGUGCCUCCAGCUUGGGAUCCGGCGGUCUUGGUGCCAGCUAUGCUGCUGGUGCGGCGGCGGCGGCUGGCGCUGCUGGAGUUCAGCAGAUCGUCUCUGGUGGAGUGAUUGGCGGCAGGUCUGACAUCGGACCCGCUGAGGGACCGAAGGCCAACGUUGGACCCCAGACCGGACCGUCUGAUCUCGUAGGACCCCAGGAGGGCGCCAAGUCCGUCGGUGGACCCCGCACUGGACCGGCCAGUCUUGUAGGACCUGCUGCUGGCCCAUCCACCCUUGUUGGACCGUCCCAGGGAACCGCCACCCUCGUAGGACCAUCCCAGGCUACCGCUAACCUCGUUGGACCGAGCUACGGUGGUGUUGCCUUCUACGCCGGAUCCGGUGGCAUCAACGGUGAUGACGGUAGCUCUGGUGCUGCUGCCAACGCCGCGCCCGGUGGUGGUGCUGGUGCCCUCGUCGGAGGACUCGGUGGACUCGGUGGACUCGGCCUUGGCGGUGGACUCGCUGGCCCUGGUGCCAUUGCUGUCAUCGGUGGUGGUGGUGCUGGUAUCGGUGGUGCCCUCGGUGGCGGUGAUGCCGGAGUUGCUGUGAUCAACGGACCGUCUGGCGCCAUCCACGCCGGACUCGGCGCUCACGGUGCCGUCAUCCCCGCGCCCCUUGGCAAGUGGGCAUAGACGUUUUAAGACCCCAGCGAUCUCGGCUCGGCGACGGCGGCAAACCCACCACAGUCACUUACCGGUCUCGAACGAUCCUCAAACGCGCUCAACGUCUUCUUCCCAAAGCUUCGUCCAGUCUCGGAACAUGGUCGGAGCGCUACAGUGAUAUAUGAUCCGGUAGACGCUCGGAAUACACACAGAAAAACGGUCGAUCGGUCGUACGUAUGGCGCGCACCGCGAACCGAAUGAUGCGCGAUUCGAAAGACGGACGACAGCCGGGAUUCGGCCAUACGUGAUCCGCGGCUUCGUAUCGCUUUCUCCUCCUCGUUCUCGGCCCGUCACAACCGGGUCACAAAUUUAGUCAAUUUCCGUUCAUCGGGACCAACGGAGAAUCGACUCGGGCCGCGUUUACCGAUCUCGGCUUACGAACACCCCGUUUUCGCCCGCGAAUCUGCAAACACGUCGUCUCUCGUCACGCAUCGACACCACAUCCGAUGCGCGUUCUGAGCUGCGCCGCGUGCAACUAAGCCACACCGUGCACACCGCUGCACCGCCAUGGACCUAGCAAGUGGACAAGCUUUGGCACUUCGUCGUCGGACCAACCGGAUCUGUUCUGUUUUCUGAACACCUACCGUUGUUCCGGCCAAAUCUUCUCUUCUUACGUCUUCCACCAUCCGUAAGGCCGCCGCUCUUCACGCACAUAUUUCUCUCUUUCUUUUUUUUCCACGGAUCGGUCGCGCGUCAAAAGCGCACCUAUCCGCAUGUUGUUAUACUUACCGCCGCACCCCAAGCAUACAUAUUAUUAUUACAUGCUCGUCCAUGCGCAUAUAUGUUCUUCUUAUAUAUAUAUGUAUACAUACUAUUACCUAUUACUUCGCGCAUAUAUAUAUAUGAACACAUUGUCACACGCGCGCACACAUACACAUACACUAUAUUGCUAUAUGUGUACUCGUAUAUAUACACACAAUUACACAUAUAUUAUAUAAUCGUGUUAUAUGUUAGUGAAAAGGAGAGACCGGUAGAUUAUGGUAGGUCAGCCUUUCUCGUGAGUGUAUGAAUGUAAAUAUAUGGCGCGCCGCCGCCGGCCCCCGACCCCGCCCGCCCUCGUCAUACCCUUUCUUUGCGAUCACGACUAGCACCCCACCACCACCAUAGAUAGAUACCACAUAUUUAUAGCGUUUAUACAUUUAUACAAUACUUUAUAUAAAAUAAAGCAUCAGUAUUUAAAACUCA
This is a messenger RNA of Linepithema humile (Argentine ant), 3319 nucleotides long. RefSeq lists its product as uncharacterized. The record is from RefSeq and is a predicted model, not a curated record. Lineage: Eukaryota; Metazoa; Arthropoda; Insecta; Hymenoptera; Formicidae.